This is a messenger RNA of Leptinotarsa decemlineata (Colorado potato beetle), 421 nucleotides long. It is a transcript of the gene Sulf1, whose product is annotated as Extracellular sulfatase Sulf1. The record is from RefSeq and is a predicted model, not a curated record. Gene Ontology annotation, molecular function: N-acetylglucosamine-6-sulfatase activity; glycosaminoglycan binding. NCBI's taxonomy places the organism in Eukaryota, Metazoa, Arthropoda, Insecta, Coleoptera, Chrysomelidae.
AUGGCCAGCUUUUCAGCAAUUAUCGCAUUGCUAUCGUUCUGCUUAGUCAACCUAGACUGUGAUGCUUCCCUGCAACGUAGACAACGAAAAACUCAAGUGUUUUCUCCUUUAACCUCUUCCAGGGCCAAUCCGAAGCCCAACAUAAUUUUAAUUCUGACUGACGACCAAGACGUCGAGCUCGGUUCUUUGAAUUUCAUGCCGAAAACCUUGACUAGCAUCCGGGACCAAGGUGCAGAAUUUAGGCACGCCUACGUGACCACUCCCAUGUGCUGUCCUUCGAGGUCAUCGCUGCUGACAGGGAUGUACAUGCACAAUCAUCAGGUUUUUACCAACAACGACAAUUGCUCAAGUGCGCAAUGGCAAGCCACCCACGAAACCAGAUCGUUUGCGACGUAUCUCUCGAAUGCCGGAUAUAGGACGG